CGCUUGCUUUUUAUUUAAAGCAUAAAUUCCGAGCUAUUUUAAUGUUGACAUAUUUUGUAUGCACUAUUGAAUACUCACUGCUUGCCCCCACCCCACCCCCAACUGUAAAUGUUAUUUAUGAAUUCCAAUCGCUUACGGGCGUGUGAAUGUUUUUUUUUUUUAAAUGGACGACUGGAUGAAUUGCUUGUAGGCGAUGUAUUUUUCAAAGAGAGAUAAUAUCUUUAGAUAUUUGGCACGCUGAUCAUAUUACAUUUUAUGUUCCAGAUAUUGGAAUCGACGAAUGGUCUGUUACAUGUUAUGCUUUUUAAUGGGUCAAUACAUCGGAGACCCAUAGCCGAACACUAGCGCGGCUGACUAGUCGGGAACUGCACAGGCUACAAAUUAGGUUUAUCCUUCAUGAGCAGUAUUUAACCCGUGUGUGCAAGGCCUAAGGUCCGGUGGGCUUCUUGGUCAAGGUGAGCUGACUACAGUGAUGAACAUGCCCCAGUGAGACAGGGCAGGGCAACCUGGCCCAGAGGAGUACUGGAGGUGCCAGAAUAGCUUGGAUACUCACAAUCAGACGGACGAACAGACAGAGGGCCACCCCUCCCCCUAACCCUCCACCUCACCCACCUCCCCUACUCCUCGCAACCAUGCCAUGGUCACACUGAUCGCCGAGCGUCUGCGGGAACAUAUUCUGGACGGCAACACUCACAAAACGGCCCUCAACGUGUCUCUGCUGGACCCCAACCUAGGAAUUUGCUGGCCUGCAGAUGGAUUGAUGCCUGAGAGCAGUUAUUGGCAGUUCAGCCCUCCCUCCAAGCCUGGCCUGCAGGGUGUGCUGAGCUCCAGUUUCCCCCCUGGCCCUGUCCCUUUGGUUUCCCCCGAAACCCACCUCCCAGAGGGGGAAGCCCUGCACCGGCCCCUGGUCCCAAGCACCUCAGUAACGGACCUGUCUUUUCCCGGUGCACCCCCUCCCCCCCCGCCACCCCCCAAACGCCACUGUCGCUCACUGUCCGUGCCAGAGGACCUUUCACGCUGCCGUUACACCUGGCGGCCCAGCGCGUCGAGGGUCUGGACACCUGUGAAUCGCCAAUGCCACAGUGGAGGGGGAGCGGGGGGGCCUUGUCCGCUUCGUGCUCCUAGCUCGUCUCUAAACUCCUCUCUACACUCCUCUUCAAGCCCCACAUUCUUUAGCCUUGCUCUCUCCCCUGACUCCCCACUGCCCUGGAAUUUCCCAUGGGACCCAAGUGACACUGCUGGAGGAGGCGCCUGCUGCUGUUUCUUCCCCUCUCCGUCGUCCUGCUCAUCCUCUCCCUCCCCGCUCCACCCUCCCCCUCCUCCGCAGCGACGCUUCUCACUGUCCCCUGUCCUUAUCAGAGAAGCUGCUGCUCAGUUCCUGCCCCCGCCUCCAGUUCCACCCCAAUGUGCAGCACCCCCUCCAGUUGUGCCUGCUUCGCCCUCCUCUGCCUGCAGCACCCCGUCCUCUCUUCGCCGAGCCAUCCCCCCUCAGCUCCCACGCUGCCACUCCCAGCCCUGCGACCUGCUUCUUCUCAAACCGGGCCUGAAGCGACGGCGUGACCCAGACAGACCAUUUGCCCGGCCAGUACUGGAUUUCACCAAGAUGACUCAGACUCGCAGUACCGACCCCUUGAGUUGUAUGGAGCGUGGGAGGCUGGCUUCUGGGGGGGACGUUUGCAUGGGCCUUGAGCCUUUCUGGGGGGAUUUCAGAGGGUCAUGUUCACCAGCAGAGGGGCUGGGAAGGACGAGCAUUGGACCUCUAAGCGAGAGUGAUGAGGAGGGUGAAGAGGGGGAGGAAGAGGAGGACCCUGAUCGAGAAGAGUGUCAGCCGAGUGUCUUUGAGAGGGAUUGUACAGAACUAGAUUUGAGCCUAAUUGAAGAAAAUUAAAAUCUUGUUAAUUGGAGACUGUUUUUCCCCUCUAGCCCCAGCAUUCAACACUCCACCCCAGCCCUGCUCCGCUUUCAUCAGCAGGGCUCUCAGGAACACGACUUCUCUCUCAUGGGAUGAGCUUGGGUGUAUAUAUAUAAUCUCAUUGACAACAGUCAUGAAUUGCCUACUACCAAUAAGAACAAUUCAUGCAAGUAGCCAUGGAUGCGGUCUUUCCAUCAGAGUACAUUCCAGAACCAGUUGCUGAAACAUUCUUGUGAAUAAUCUGAAUGCUGGAGAUGCCAGCUAUUCCCGUAGUGUGUGUUGAAUGGCUUCUUAAUGCGCCCUCAAACAGACUAGGAUGGAAUGUUAGAAGACCAACAACCUUCUGGUCACUUGCUUUCUUUUACAUGACUUUUACAAUCCUCUUGAUUGUCUUUUUCGGUACAGUAGUAAGAAUAGACUUUCUUGAAUGAUGGUGAUGAAUUGAAUAUCUGUGUUUUGUUAAGUUUGAUGCAGAAGGGCAGUAUGUCAUUGCAGUUUUAUUCCUGCGGUCCUUAUAUUUCCUGGUAAACAAUCCACAUGAUUCAGCAUAAGCCUUAAGAACAACUUUUUUUCUGUAAACAAAAAAAAAAAUACUAUGAAAAUGAAAUGAAUUGUGUAGCAGUUGAUAUUAGUCCUUUUGUUAUUUAUUUUCUGCUGUUUUCUUAAUAUUUCUUAUCUCUAGGACUCGUCCUCUGAAUAUAGAGAUGUAUAGACAUUGAUAAUGAAUGCACUGUGUUUGACAAGUUAAACAAAAACCUGAAAAUGGGAAGCAACCACUGAGGGCACAUUGUAAUAUUGUAUUAUACAGCGAUCAUUUUGUUGAAAACAAGUUAUGUGUAAAGCUGGUAGCUGACAGACCCGGGGAAGGCCAUUGCUGUCUUUUAGAGAUGUUUUUUAUUGUAUGUGUUAAAAAGAUGGUGAUUUCAAACUCCGUUUGUGUAUAAAUAAAGUUUAUUGGAAAUUAUUUUACAAGGAAAGGAAA
This is a messenger RNA of Oncorhynchus mykiss (rainbow trout), 2894 nucleotides long. It is a transcript of the gene fam53c, whose product is annotated as family with sequence similarity 53 member C. Gene Ontology annotation, cellular component: nucleus. Gene Ontology annotation, biological process: protein import into nucleus. Lineage: Eukaryota; Metazoa; Chordata; Actinopteri; Salmoniformes; Salmonidae. The record is from RefSeq and is a predicted model, not a curated record.